Messenger RNA from Amphiprion ocellaris (clown anemonefish), 4947 nucleotides. It is a transcript of the gene fndc3a, whose product is annotated as fibronectin type III domain containing 3A. Bases 481 to 4221 code for a protein of 1246 amino acids. The transcript is spliced from 26 exons. The record is from RefSeq and is a predicted model, not a curated record. NCBI's taxonomy places the organism in Eukaryota, Metazoa, Chordata, Actinopteri, Pomacentridae. Gene Ontology annotation, molecular function: protein binding.
ACGCAUGCGCACUAAGCCCUGUAAGCGAUGGCGAAAUUCCUGCCUUUUAUGCGAGGAACAAGGUUGGAUGGAAAGUUCUCUCGAUAAAACUCGCAGUUAGGCUCACAUUAUCGAUACUUAGAGUCGCCGCUGUUGCUCGCUAGUUACUUCGAUCUGCUUGAGGUGUAGUUAAUACAAGCCAUCUGGGCUCCUAUUACGAGAAAAGCACAUCAUCUUGCUAACUAUUGGCUAGGUAGCAUUAGGUAGCUAACGCUAGUAUGUCACAUUUUGCCUCGUCUUGUGUUUAUCUGGGAAGCUAGCGAGUUAUCAUUCUCAGGUGUUACAGAAAGUAGACGAUCGUCGGAGCUUGCUGACAUUAGGCAUUUUUUUCCGGGAAGACCUGCGGAGGAAUCAUCACGGUGCAUCGGCGUGUCGGUCCGGACUGCUGCUGCUGUGCCAACUGACUGACAGUACCUCUUCACUGGUGUGAAUGAGGGAGACAUGGCAGACCACACGCCACCUCUGGAGUCUGGCCAGCUUCUCAGCCCUGAACUCCCAAUCCUGGCCUCACCACCACCCCCAGCCAUGGUCAACGGGGAGGGCCCCCAGCAGGUAAUCCUGGUGCAGGUAAACCCAGGUGAGGCCUUCACUAUUCGACGAGAGGAUGGUCAGUUUCAGUGUAUCACAGGUCCUGCUCAGGUUCCCAUGAUGUCUCCAAAUGGUUCAGUGCCUCCAAUCUAUGUGCCUCCUGGAUACGUUUCACAGAUCAUAGAGGAGAACGGAGUGCGUCGGGUUCUGGUUUUACCUCAGCAGCCAGAGUUCCACCCCGGAGGGCACUCCCCUCUCCACCAUCCUCCACCUCCACCCCAUGCCCACCUGCCUGCCUUCAUCCCACACCCUGCCAUGAUGCCCCCUCCACCUCACCUGUACACAGGCAUGGCAGGAGGCGUGGGCGACAUGAGCUCUCAGUACAUCUCCCAGUACCAUCCAGCUCAUAUCUACUCGGAGCAGGUCUCUGCAGAUUCUCACUCCCAACAUGGACGCCCACCGUUUGUUCACAGAGACGACAGAACUAGCAAAACGCACGAACGUCUGCAAAAGAAACUGAAGGAGCGCCAGGCAGGCGGAGGAGGGCAGGUGAAGGACAGCCCUCCCCCGUCGCCGCAAAAGACUUGCAACAGCCCCCUGACGGCGGACAUUCAUAACGGUAUUGGAGGGAAGGGGUCGGAGGCAGAGCAGGGGCAGCUUCGGCACGCAGUAGCCUGCCCUGACAAGCAGACGGGCAAGGGGAAAAACGGAGAGUCCGGAGAGCUGGAUAAGGAGGCUCAGGCCCUGCAAGCGUUAUUGAGUACCAUCAGUAAACCAGUGGUGUCAGACAUCCAGGCCAGAGGAGCAGUCGUGAGCUGGAGUGCGCCCAACCGGCCAGAAGGCGAGAACGGCAGCAUGGAGAACGACUGUAGCCCCCCGGAGAACCUCAGCUUUGAGGUCUCCAUCUCAGUUAGUGGCAAAGAUGGAAAGUACCAGAGCAUGUACUGUGGAGGAGAACCAAGUGCAACUUUAGAAGACCUUCGACCAGCAACAGACUAUCACGUCAGGGUCCAAGCAAUGUGUAACUGUUUACAGGGAAGCCCAUCGGAGGCUGUGAGCUUCACCACUUUAAGCUGUGAGCCAGAUCCUCCCAAUCCUCCCAGGAAGGCCAGUGGGACUAAGAACACACUUGUACUCCAGUGGAAGGCUCCAUGUGACAAUGGUUCCAAAAUUCAAAACUACAUUCUCCAGUGGGAUGAGGGGAAGGGCACUGGCACUUACGAGCAGUGCUACUAUGGACCUCAGAAGCAGUACAGAGUGACCAAGCUUUCUCCAGCGUCAAGAUACUCUUUCCGCCUUGCAGCCAAAAAUGACAUUGGCGUAAGCGAGUUCAGUGAAGUGGUGGACCUGUUCACCUCAUGCAGUGUGCCAUUGCCACCCUUCCCUCCAGAGCUGGAGAUGACAGGGGUGACCUGGCUGUGUCUGAAGUGGCAGAGGCCCACUAGCUCUCCCAAGGAGGAUGACAUCUACUAUAUUUUGGAGAUGGAGGAGGAAGGCUCGGGAUAUGGCUUCCAGCCAAGCUACGACGGCGACGAACUCACCUGCACCGUUAGGAAUCUCCACAGGAGUACCAAGUACAAGUUCAGGGUGGCGGCAUACAACUCGGAGGGGAAGAGUAACCCCAGCCAGGUGGUCGAGUUCAUCACAAACCCAGACAGACCCAGCUGUCCCUGCAGGCCUGUCAUCAGAGGGAGAGUUCUGCCGAACAGCUUCAAGAUGGCCUGGGAACCCCCUAAAGAUAAUGGCGGUGCAGAAGUCACAAAGUAUGUUGUGGAGCUGUGCGAGGGCUUAAGUGGCUUAUCAUGGGGGCCGGUGUACUCAGGGCCGGCGAUGGAACAUGUGUGUGAGGGUUUGAAGCCCGGCUGCUCCUACCAGACGCGAGUUUACUGCAUGAGCGAGGGUGGGCAGAGCCCGCUGUCAGAGACCCUGCAGGUCCAGACUCCCGCGGUGCCCCCGGGGCCCUGCCAGCCCCCUCGGCUGGUGGGCAAGCCCAAAGCCAGGGAGGUGCAACUGCGUUGGGGUCCCCCUCAGGUAGACGGAGGAAGCCCAGUGUCCUGCUACUGUGUAGAAGUGAGUGGGCCGCAGUCUGAGGAGAGCAGGGAGGUUUACCAGGGUCCAGAGCUGGACUGUUCUGUGGGAGGGUUAAUGCCUGGCAAAACCUACAGCUUCCGGCUCAAAGCAGCAAACAAGGCUGGGUUCGGUCCUCUUUCGGAGCGCUGUGAGGUUACAACCGGCCCCGGGGCCCCUGAGCAGUGCAAGAGCCCUUCCACCACAUGCAAAUCCCCCAGCUGUGUUGUUGUGAGCUGGGAGGCGCCUCCUUGCAAUGGAGCUCCAGUGACAGAGUUUCGUCUGGAGUGGGGAGCAGCUGAAGGCUGCAUGCAAACGUGUUACACUGGAUCGGGACUCAGCCAUGAAGUGAAAGGGCUGCUGCCUGCAACCAACUACUUCUGCCGGGUACAGGCUGUGAACGUGGCUGGCGUCGGGCUCUUCAGCGAAGCGGUGCUUUGCCAGACGCCCUGCUCGGUGCCUGCAGCUGUCAGCAACAUCUACGUGCUGAAGGAGUCCGAGCUGCUGAGGUACGAGACUCAAGUGGAUGCAGAUGAAGAUGAAGAAGAAGAAGAAGAAGAAGAAGAGGAGGAGAGCAAUUCAAGGCCACCACCGGUUUACUCUCCAUCCACUUGCCUGGGUAUCUGCUGGGAUCCUCCAUGCGAUCACGGCUCUGAGAUCACUUCCUACCUGAUCGAUCUCGGAGAACGGCAGCCCGUCGUUGUCGGCCCCGUCACCAAACACAUCAUCCAGCAUCUGCAGCCUGACACCAGCUACAGGAUCCGAAUCCAAGCCCUGAAUAGCCUGGGUGCAGGCCCCUUUAGUCACACCUUUAAGCUGAAGACGAAGCCCCUGCCCCCUCAGCCCCCCCGCCUGGAGUGCACCGCCUUCAGCCACCAGACCCUCAGGCUCAAGUGGGGCGACGGCCCGGCCAAAGCCGUCACCUCAGACGCCCUCCAGUAUCAGCUGCAGAUGGGGGACAAGAGCGGCAGAUUUAUAUCCUUGUAUAAAGGACCAUGCCACACUCACAAAGUCCAGAGGCUUAAUGAGUCUACCUCUUACACUUUCCGCAUCCAGGCCUUUAAUGAGGCGGGCGAAGGGCCCUUCUCCAAUGUUUACACAUUCACAACCCCACGCUCUCCUCCAGCCCCAGUGAAAGCCCCUAAAGUGGAGCGUGUGGACGACAACUCCUGCGAAGUCACAUGGGAGGCCCUACCGCCCAUGAAGGGGGACCCAGUGAUCUAUACCUUGCAGUGCAUGAUGGGAAAUUCAGAGUUUAAACAGGCCUACAAAGGCGCUGCCACAUCCUUCCACGUCCAGAACCUGCAGUCCAGCAGCGACUACCGUUUCCGAGUCUGUGCUAUCCGGCAGUGCCAGGACGCCCCAGAGCUGAGCGGUCCCUACAGCCCCACGGUGACCCUCUCCCCGCAGCGGAACGACGUGGCGCUGAGCGGCAGCGCUGCCGGCUCGGGGUCCAGGACCGGCAUCGAGUCCAACCGAGCCAGACAGAGCCUGACGGACGAGCAGUGCGCUUUCCUCCUCCUCAUGGUUUUCGCCGUCAUCGCCAUCCUCAUCGCUUUCGUCAUCCAGUACUUUGUCAUUAAAUGAGCAGUUUUCGGCGCCACCCAGCUUCAGGGUUAUAGCUUUAUUCUCCCUCCUCCCCUCUCUCUCUCUCUGUUGUUUUGUAUUCUUCGUUUUGUACUUAAUGUUCUCCGAUUUCAGCAGAGUAAUUGCAUUAGACGAAUUGGGGGUGUAGCGGGAGGAUGGGCUGGUGAGUGAGCGCUGAAUGGCGGAUAUAAAUCGAGGGAUGUAGCGUCUCAUUUGGCACCUGUGAUACCUUCCUGACUCUCCCGGCUUUUGUCAAUCCCGCCCCGAGUUUGUGGUAUCUGUCGUUCAGUUCUGAUCUCUAAUCCAACACGAUUAGCUUCCUGUGCAGAAGGAACCCAGAAAGCAUAGGUUUAUUUAGGGGAGAGGGUCAGGGGGGGUCAAGCGGCGUAUAUAUAAAAUGUAUAGAAAUAGUCAUUAUUUAUAUUUCCAUUUCCAUGUCCAGUAUGAAACUGUUUUUGAUAGGUGUGUUCCAAAAAUAGUAUGUAGGUGUGUCAGUAGCCUAUGUGCUAUUUGAUCCUGGGACCUGGUUGGGCCAGUGUUUGCACAGUGAGGUGUGUGUCCAGAUGUGUAUACUGUAUGUAGUUUGUGCCACCGUGGUACACGGCUGGAGGGCUUCAGGGCCACAUGAAGGGACUUAACUCCCCCACUCCCCCCCCCACCACCCCAAAGUUGCUGGAGUUUGAGAAAUCUAGCGAAGAGAAGAAUCAGAAACGAAAAGAUCUUGUU